CCAACCACAGUGCCAAGCAGUGCCGCACCCCCUGCGCCCUGCGCUCGGCGUGCGGGGAGUGCACGAGCGGCAGCUCCGAGUGCAUGUGGUGCAGCAACAUGAGGCAGUGCGUGGAUUCCAACGCCUACGUGGCCUCCUUCCCCUACGGACAGUGCAUGGAGUGGUACACCAUGAGCAGCUGCCCCCCUGAGAACUGCUCGGGCUACUGCACGUGUGCCCACUGCCUGGAGCAGCCUGGCUGCGGGUGGUGCACGGAUCCCACCAACACCGGCAAGGGAAAGUGCAUGGAAGGCUCUUCCCGGGGGCCCGUCAGGAUGCCCAGCCCGUCCCCGGCGGGGAAGCAGAGCCUGGAGCCCGUCCUCAACGUCAGCAUGUGCCCCGUGGAGAGCAGCUACAGCUGGGCCUUCAUCCAGUGCCCAGCCUGCCAGUGUAAUGGGCACAGCAAGUGUGUCAAUGAGAGCAUCUGUGAGAAAUGUGAGAACCUGACAACAGGCAAACACUGUGAGACUUGCAUUUCUGGCUACUACGGGGAUCCCACCAACGGGGGGACGUGUCAGCCCUGCAAGUGCAACGGCCACGCGUCCGUCUGCAACACCAACACUGGCAAGUGUUUCUGCACCACCAAGGGGAUCAAAGGAGAUGAGUGUCAGCUGUGCGAAGUCGAAAACAGAUAUCAGGGAAAUCCACUCAAAGGAACAUGUUACUAUACCCUCCUCAUCGACUAUCAGUUCACCUUCAGCCUGUCCCAGGAGGACGAUCGUUAUUACACCGCAAUCAACUUCGUGGCCACCCCCGAAGAGCAAAACAGAGACCUGGACAUGUUCAUCAACGCAUCCAAAAACUUCAACCUCAACAUUACUUGGUCCACAAGUUUUGCAGCUGGCACACAGGCUGGGGAGGAGAUUCCAGUCGUUUCCAGAACCAACAUCAAAGAGUACAAGGACAGUUUCUCCAACGAGAAGUUCGAUUUCCGCAACAACCCCAACAUCACGUUCUUUGUGUACGUCAGCAACUUCACCUGGCCCAUAAAAAUCCAGAUUGCAUUCUCACAGCACAGCAACUUUAUGGACCUGGUGCAGUUCUUUGUGACGUUUUUCAGUUGUUUCCUGUCCUUGCUCCUGGUGGCAGCUGUGGUUUGGAAGAUCAAACAGAGCUGUUGGGCGUCGCGACGGAGAGAGCAACUCCUGCGCGAGAUGCAACAGAUGGCGAGUCGCCCCUUCGCCUCCAUCAACGUUGCCUUAGAAACAGAUGAAGAGCCACCAGAUCUCAUCGGGGGGAGCAUAAAGACGGUACCAAAGCCCAUCGCGCUCGAGCCCUGCUUCGGGAACAAAGCGGCCGUCCUCUCCGUCUUCGUGAGGUUGCCUCGAGGACUUGGGGGAAUUCCACCACCAGGACAGUCAGGUCUCGCCGUGGCCAGCGCUCUGGUGGACAUUUCACAACAGAUGCCAAUUGCCUACAAAGAGAAAUCGGGCGCCGUCCGAAAUCGGAAGCAGCAGCCCCCUGCACAGCCAGGAACCUGUAUUUGAUGCAUGGACAUCACAAACUCUCUUAGGGUUUUAAACAAAAUGGAAAAGGAAUCCCCAGGAGGAGGAGGAGGAAGAGGAGGAAGAUUUCCAAGUUGUGUCCCAAGAGACUCGAAG
This is a messenger RNA of Empidonax traillii (willow flycatcher), 1640 nucleotides long. RefSeq names its product attractin. Gene Ontology annotation, cellular component: Golgi apparatus. NCBI's taxonomy places the organism in Eukaryota, Metazoa, Chordata, Aves, Passeriformes, Tyrannidae. The annotation marks the transcript as partial. The record is from RefSeq and is a predicted model, not a curated record. The transcript is spliced from 13 exons.